Hemiscyllium ocellatum (epaulette shark) is the source of this 1514-nucleotide messenger RNA. Its product is annotated as protein DDI1 homolog 2-like. The transcript is spliced from 10 exons. The coding region runs from base 151 to 1383 and encodes 410 amino acids. The record is from RefSeq and is a predicted model, not a curated record. NCBI's taxonomy places the organism in Eukaryota, Metazoa, Chordata, Chondrichthyes, Orectolobiformes, Hemiscylliidae. Gene Ontology annotation, molecular function: aspartic-type endopeptidase activity; protein binding. Gene Ontology annotation, biological process: proteolysis.
AUUGUACAGCGCGGAGUUGGUGUGUUUGGUGGAAUUUCUGCUGUGGGCGAUUGGGCCUCGGUCUAGUCGGCGAUCGACCGCCUGGCUUUUGGUGCUGGUUCCCCGGGCCAGUUGUGUCCCUGUUUCGGUGCUCGGCAGCCGGUUGUCGCCAUGUUGCUCACCGUUUACUGCGUUCGGCGCGAUUUGAGCGAGAUCACCUUCACCCUGCAGGUGAAUGGCGGCAUGCAGUUGGAGACUUUUCGGGCUCUCUGUGAAAUGGAGAGCAGUAUCCCUGCGGCUGAGAGCCAGAUAAUCUUUGCAGAGAGGCCAUUGACUGAUGAUCGGCUGACUCUGACAGCAUAUGGAUUGAAGGAUGGUGAUGUACUGGUAUUGCGACAGUUGGAAAGACCUCCGGUGCAAUCUAGUCUACCACUCCCAGGUGUAUCAGGACUUCCCAGGAUUGAUUUCAGUGGUAUCUCAGUGCCUGGGUCAGUGGGACACAGAAUGCCUGCGUCUGGAGUAGCGAAUCAGCAGCCACCAAAGCCACCUUCCAGUAGCUCUACUUCUCCACCCCCUGUUCCAGCUCCACACAGUUUGGAAAAUAAUCCCACUUUGUUGCGGGACAUGCUUUUGGCCAAUCCACACGAGCUAUCGCUAUUGAAGGAACGGAAUCCUCCUUUAGCUGAGGCGCUUCUUAGCGGAGAUCUUGAUAAGUUUACAAGAGUGCUACGAGAACAGCAAUUGGAACGAGCACGGCGAGAACAGGAGAGGAUCCGACUUCUGAAUGCUGAUCCCUUUGACCUGGAGGCACAAGCCAAAAUUGAAGAAGACAUCAGACAGCAGAACAUUGAGGAGAACAUGACAAUUGCAAUGGAAGAAUCGCCAGAGAGCUUUGGUCAGGUGGUAAUGCUCUACAUUAAUUGCAAGGUUAAUGGCAUGCCAGUCAAAGCAUUUGUAGAUUCAGGAGCACAGAUGACAAUCAUGAGCCAAGCAUGUGCUGAGAGGUGCAACAUCAUGCGCUUGGUUGACAGGCGGUGGGCAGGAAUUGCUAAAGGUGUUGGAACACAAAAAAUCAUUGGCAGAGUUCACUUGGCCCAGGUACAGAUUGAAGGUGAUUUCCUCCCCUGCUCUUUCUCCCUCCUGGAAGACCAGCCAAUGGAUAUGUUGCUUGGACUCGAUAUGCUCAAAAGGCACCAGUGUUCAAUUGACCUGAAACGCAAUGUGCUAGUUAUUGGCACGACAGGAACAGAGACGCGCUUCUUAUCUGAAGCAGAGCUGCCAGAGUGUGCCAGGUUGGCAUAUGGUGUUCCACGAGAUGAUCUUCGCCCUGAGGAGCUGGCAGACGCAGAGCUGGCUGAGGCACUACACCGAUCGGCAGAGGAAUCUGGACGCCGGCAUCACUGAUGCAUGUUGCACUUUUGCUGUCCAUGAAGAUGAUCAUAGCCCAGGAAAAGAAAAUGGCAAAACUACCUCAUUGGAAAGCCCUUCAUUACCAGCACCUCAUCAUCUUCCUCUCCCACUUCCCAUUACAAGAA